This is a messenger RNA of Paramecium pentaurelia, 2026 nucleotides long. The record is from the annotation of a GenBank genome assembly. Lineage: Eukaryota; Ciliophora; Oligohymenophorea; Peniculida; Parameciidae.
AUGAAUUAAAUGGAUGGAUUGAUUGAAGAGAAUACAUAAUUAAAGAAAGCUAUCAUAUCAUCAAAAGCUGUUAUAUCAAGAAAGAUAAGUAAUAUAAUUAUAACAUAAUUUAGAUGAAUUUGAAACUUUACAAGCUAUUAAUGAUGAAUUAAAAUUAUAAGUUGAUAAAUUGAAAUUGGAGAAUAAUGAAUUGAAUCAAAAAUUUAGAAUUGCACUUCAUGAAAAAAAGUAAACUGAAUAAUAAUUUGAUAAUGCCAGCAAAAAUUGGAAAUUAUUAAUAGAACAAAAAUAAAGAGAACUUGAUGAAAUCUAAAAUAAAUUAAGUCCAUCUUUUGAUUAAGAUAUGAUUAGAAUUAAAUUAUUAAAUGAAUUAGAAAUACCUCAUAGAUAAUAACUAGAUGUUAAAUAAAAUGAAAUUGAAAAGUUAAAUGAAAUUAUUUAUCAACUUAAAAGAAAUUUGGAUCUUGAAAUUGCAAAAGUAGAAACAACUAAAUUAGAAAAUGUUAAAGAAAUUAAAUUAAUUCAAGACAGAUUUAAAUUAGAUAUGUCUGAUUUAUAACAUUAAAUAGAAGAACUUACAAAAAUAAUAGAAGAUAGUAAAGAUAGAGAUGUAAUAAGAAGAUUAAGAAAAGAUUUAGAUGAAUAUAAAUUGAAAUUUAAUAAUGCAGAUACUGAAAAUUAAGAUUUAAGAAAUGAAAGAGAUAAAAUAAGAGAAGAAAAAAAUGAAAUCAUGAUUAAAUUUUCUAGAUAAAUAGAUUAAGAAAGAAAUGAUAAACGUUAAUAUAAAAGUGAUUUUGAUAAAAUACAAGUUAGAACCAGAUUUAUUGAAGAUGAAUUAAGAAAAGAAAAAUAAAGAAGAGAAUAAGUUGCUACAGAUUUUGAAAUAUUGAAAACUGAUAAAGAUUAAUUAUUAACUGAAAUAAGAAAGAAAGAUGACACUAUACAUUAUCUAUAAAGAAAGAUUGGAGAUAUGGAAGAAGAAUAAUUAGAAUAAGAAUAAAAAGUUUAAGAUAAAUUAACUCGUCUUUAUUAAGAUGAACAUGAUAAAUAUUUAUAAGAAAGGAAUAAAGCUGUUACAUUAUAGAAAGAUCUUGAUAAUUUAAAGAAAAGAUUUAGUGAUUUAUAAGAUGAUUAUAAAAUACUUAAAGAUAGAUACUUAAAGGAAAAUAAUGAUAAUAAGGAUAAUAAUAAAACUUAAAAUGAAGAAAUAGAAAAAUUAAAGAAGAUAUUAUCAUAAUAACUUAAAGAUAUUGGUGAUUUAGAAAGAUCAAAUAAAAAUAGAGAAGAAUAAAUACAUGAUAUUGAAAAUGAAAAUGAAACUUUAAAAAGAAGAAAUAGAGAAUUACAACAUAGAAUAUAAUUAAUUGAAGUUAAUCCUUUACCCUCCCCCUAAUAAGCAUAAAUGAUAUUUAAUUAAUCAUAAUUCCCUAGUUUUGCUUAAGUCCCUCAAUAUGCUUAAUAGAUAUAAGAAUAAUAUGAUACUAAACCUAAAUAAAAUAUUGUUGUUUAAUCAGAAAAUGAACCUUAAAAUUAAAAUUAAACUUAGGCAUAAAAAUAAACUAUGUAAUAAAUUACAGAAGAAAAUAGAACAUUAAUUCAAAAAAAUAAGAAACUUAAUAAAAAAUUAAAGGAAGCUAAUGAUAAAAUUUUAGAACUUUCUAUGAAAAAUACUCUUUUAGAAAAGUAAUUAUAAAGAUAACAUUCAGUACCUUCUAUUUCACAUUAAGGAUAUGAAGGUAAUUACACACAUUCUUAAUCUCCUCUUAGAUACAAUUAUGAAAACUAUGAAUAAUAAGAUACUAGGUAGAUAUAGUAAAUUCAUACUGAUACUAGAUUAGAUAGAUUUGAUAAAUAGGAUAGAUAUAGUUAACCAAAUUAAGAUAAAUAUAGAUCUCGAAAUUAAUCAGGAAUGAAUUAAUAAUCUAAAUAGGGUUAUUAUAAUGAGAUUCAUGAAGAUGAUUUACUUAAUAAAGUAAUGAUGUUAACUAAUAAUAAUAAUAAUACAGGUUAGACUAAAUAUUGGUGA